Molecule: messenger RNA, 1626 nt
Organism: Aphanomyces invadans
Lineage: Eukaryota; Oomycota; Saprolegniomycetes; Saprolegniales; Verrucalvaceae
Product: fumarate hydratase class II
Exons: 1
Coding region: 17-1498 (493 amino acids)
Biological process (GO): fumarate metabolic process; tricarboxylic acid cycle; malate metabolic process
Cellular component (GO): tricarboxylic acid cycle heteromeric enzyme complex
Molecular function (GO): fumarate hydratase activity
Source: RefSeq, a predicted model, not a curated record
UUGCACCUCGACGUGCAUGACGAAAUACCAAGUGGGUGCCACAAACACACUUCGCCACCACUUCUGCAGCCAGCCAGCAGUCGAACGAACGAUGGCUCCAGCACCGACGCACCGCAUUGAGAAGGACACUAUGGGCGAGAUCCAGGUCGAGGCUCAUCGGUACUGGGGAGCCCAAACGCAGCGGUCGCUCGAGAACUUUACCAUCGGCGGCCAGCGCAUGCCCCUCGAGAUCAUUCGCGCGUUUGCGAUACUCAAGAAAGCGGCCGCGCAAGCAAACCACGAGCUCGGCGUGCUUUCGGCUGAAAAGACGGCUCUGAUCAGCACAGUGUGCGACGAAAUCUCGUCCGGUGUGUUGGACGCCGAAUUUCCCCUAGUCGUGUGGCAAACCGGGUCUGGCACCCAAAGCAACAUGAACGUAAACGAAGUGAUCGCGAACCGCGCGCAUGUGCUGUCUGGCGGCAGUCUCCUCGACGCAAAGAAGACCAUCCACCCCAACGACGACGUGAACAAAUCGCAAUCGUCCAACGACACGUUCCCGACCGCCAUGAGCAUCGCCGCGUAUAAACUCGUCGUCGAGAACACGAUUCCGAACGCCAGAAAACUCCGCGACACGCUUCAGGCCAAAGUCGAAGCAUUUCGCGACGUCAUCAAGAUUGGCCGCACGCACCUCAUGGACGCGACGCCCCUGACGUUAGGCAUGGAGUUCUCGGGGUACGUGGCACAGCUGGACCAUGGCAUUCGCGCCAUCGAAGUCACGCUAGACCACCUCUCCGAGCUCGCGUUAGGCGGCACUGCCGUUGGUACGGGCCUCAACACUCCGCCAGGGUACGACGUCCUUGUCGCCACGAAGAUUGCUGAGCUUGCUGGCCAUCCAUUCAAGACCGCACCCAACAAGUUCGAGUCGCUUGCGGCGCAUGACGCCAUCGUGGGGUCGUCCGGCGCGCUGAAAAAACUGGCGGUCAGCUUGAUGAAAAUCGCGAGCGACGUCCGACUCCUCUCGUCUGGCCCGCGCUGCGGCAUCGGCGAGAUCAGGAUUCCCGAGAACGAGCCCGGUUCGUCCAUCAUGCCGGGAAAGGUGAACCCAACGCAGUGCGAAGCCAUGACGAUGGCGUGCGCCCAGGUGAUCGGCAACGACACGGCGAUCAGCAUCGGCGGCAUGAGCGGCCACUUUGAGCUGAACGUGUUCAAACCGAUGAUCAUUUUCAACUUUUUGAUGUCGGCGCGCCUCCUGGGCGACGCCUGCGACUCCUUCGACAAGCACUGUGCCGUCGGCAUCCAGGCAAACCCCGCCGUGAUCGAUCGCCACUUGGAGAACUCGCUCAUGCUCGUCACGGGGCUCAACACCCACAUUGGAUAUGACAACGCCGCCAAGAUUGCCAAGAAGGCGCAUAAGGAAGGCACGACCCUUCGCCAGGCAGCCCUCGAUCUCAACCUGCUUACGUCCGAGCAGUACGACCAGUGGGUCGUCCCGCGCAACAUGAUCGGUAGCAUGAAGUAAAUACGCGGCCAACGAUGCUGCCCUCUCCCCGCCCACGCGGCGACAAUUGAACACUGACCUGCGUCCUUGUCGCUCCUUGUGAUGACUUUUGUGGACAGAUCGGGCCUCUCGUCGAUCGGUGGUUGCGC